GAUGUGACUGCGCUCGUGAGUCCAACGUCAACAGGAAGACAUUCUCACUUUCGAUUUGUCUCGCGGGGCAGUUUUGACGAAUAUAACGUUACGUGUGUAUAUACACGAACUUUAUCUUUACUGAGACGAAGUGAAGUGAGAACGAUGAAGAUACUCGUGUGCGCUUUCGUUGUAGGUCUGCUCUCCCUCGCCUCUUCACAAGACAAAACGUCUUCACCCAAGGUUGAGGUGUACAGCAAACUACCGGGAGAGUAUGGGAAGGUGAACACCUUAAUCUGUCACGUGACAGACUUCCACCCACCAGAAAUCAAAAUUGAGCUGCUCAGGAACCGUCAGGCCAUCCCCGGGGCCAUGCAGACAGACCUGGCCUUCGAGGCGAGCUGGCACUACCACCUCACCAAACACGUCCCUUUCACCCCGCAACCAGGAGACACGUUCAGCUGCAAUGUGACUCAUGUGGGGAUCUCCAAGAUAUAUACCUGGGAACCGGACAUGUAAGCUGUGCUCUUCGCCUUGCUCCAGGUCUGCUCAGUCAGGAGAUGAAGCUUUAAAGAAUUUGCCUGGAUUUGUUUUCAUUCUACACUUUGCACUUCUAAAUCUUACUUUGUCUCAGAAAUACCAAUGGAUAAUAUAGCUUGAUUAAAGCAGUUUAAAUUGGCCUUGUUGUCAAUGGAUUCAGGGCCAAGUGAAGAUAUUUCCAAACUUACAUUCUACAUAUUGUUUUAAGCCCGGGAGUUUAUGUGGUGUUCUUUUAUGUUCUGUAAGUUAGCAUCUUACUAACCAGCCAACUGCUAAAUUAAUAAGUUUGGUCUUUUUUGCUUUCUAGAGGGAUUUUAUUUUUAUUUCUAAUGUAGAGGCUCUGGGGUUUAGUGACUCUUUGAAGUUCAUGUAAGGAACAAAUCCAUGUUGUCACAUGGUUAAAAGAUCCUCGGUUGAGGUCUCCAAAAUAGUCGGCAUUGAGGAAAUGUAUAAGCCAUUUUAAUACAUUGAAUGAUGAUUUUGGCCUUGCGGCUUGGAACCCAGAAAGCGGCUAAAAACCUAUAUGAUUAUGACUAUUAACACUGGUGAGUAGAUAUGUUUAGUUUGCUCUUCUGUGUGCCUUUGAUGGUUGAUCUGUCAUUUAAACUUUUCUUAUUAUUAUUUUCAAUGUAAGAUUUACAUUUACAAGUGCUCUCUAAUUAUGAACACACAUGAAAUCGAGGAUUAAUCUUUGUAUUUUCCAUUCAUACUCCAGAAUGACUUCAAAACCUUGUUGAUGCUGUCUAUGGUGUUUGUACUAUAUAUAUAUAUAUCAGUGGGACAUAUUUGGCUUGGCUUGGCUCUGUAUUUGUAUUCUACACAAUAUGGUUGAUUUAGUAAAAGGUUUUCAUAACACUU
Molecule: messenger RNA, 1377 nt
Organism: Gasterosteus aculeatus aculeatus (three-spined stickleback)
Lineage: Eukaryota; Metazoa; Chordata; Actinopteri; Perciformes; Gasterosteidae
Gene: b2m
Product: beta-2-microglobulin
Source: RefSeq, a predicted model, not a curated record